Peronospora matthiolae is the source of this 465-nucleotide messenger RNA. NCBI's taxonomy places the organism in Eukaryota, Oomycota, Peronosporomycetes, Peronosporales, Peronosporaceae. The record is from the annotation of a GenBank genome assembly.
AUGGGCGACGUGUGGGAGUUACCGUACUUACCGGAACAUGAAAAAGCAGGUAGAUUCGUCAGUUUCCACAAGCUGUCACAGUGGUUGACGUACUCUCUAAUGGAGCCGCUCCAAGAGGCCGGGUUCAAGAUAACCGACCUUCACCUGAUGACUGGGUUGCCCGAGUAUCGCAAUGGUGGACUUUUGGUGGACUUUGGUGUGCUCUUGCCCAAGUCGUCUAGCACUCUAGUUGAUGAGUUUAGCCCAAGCGCUGAAGUGAUCAUUGAAUGGCGAGCUCUUACUGUUUCGAUCUUGGACGAGCUGCACGAUGUAAUCUUAAAGCGCCUUAACUUAUCUGCCGAGGUUUUCCCGUUGGUUAAGAUGCUCGAAGGUGGGACUUGGAAGGCAGGACGCGUUAUCGCGGGCGAGAAACGCACGGACGGAGGACCUCCCAUCAAGAUCAACAGCGAUGGCACUGUCUUCUAG